Messenger RNA from Nematocida ausubeli, 324 nucleotides. RefSeq lists its product as uncharacterized. NCBI's taxonomy places the organism in Eukaryota, Fungi, Microsporidia. Bases 1 to 324 code for a protein of 107 amino acids. The transcript has a single exon. The record is from RefSeq and is a predicted model, not a curated record.
AUGCCUUUAGAUGCGUUUUCGGAGAUAAAGCAGGCUGAAAAGUCGCACACAAAGAACGAGCAGAAGGAGCAUCUUGCUGCAGUGAAGGAAACCCUUGGGCACUUCCUAAAGAAAGAGAGCAAAAUACCGAAUUUGCACGAUAUGUACAGUAAAAUAGAGGAGAUUGAAAAGGAGCAGGAGAAAGCAAAGGAUUUAGUAAGAAUAUCCCCAGAGAUAAUUGAGAAAAUAAAAGCAUUCUCAGAGCUGCCUGCAGUGAAAAGGACUGCAGAGACACGGCAAUCUACCCAGAAGUACUGCAGAACCCUGUUUGACUACACAGAGUGA